UAUUUAUUUGUAAUAUGAUAUACAAUUCAUUCAUAGGUACUGAUGGAUAUGUUUUAUCAAGAUGAUUGUACAGAAGGUCCACAAAGUAGUUUGGGUGCAGUUGUUUCACAGACUUACGAAGAGUCUGUUCGAGACCUCAUUCACGAUGAACGACAUUACAUUCGUGAUCUACAUAUGAUUAUCAAGGUAUUUCGGGAAGAAAUUGCAAAGUUAACGCAAGACAAGAGCGAGCUUGAGACGCUUUUUAGUAAUAUUACAGAUAUUUAUGAAGUUACAAUGACGUUGCUUGGCAGUUUAGAAGAUAUAAUGGAAAUUACGGAAGAAAAGCAAACGCCUACAGUUGGCUCAUGUUUUGAAGAAUUGGCAGAGGCAGCAGAAUUCGAUGUUUAUAUAAAAUAUGCGAAGGAUAUUAAUAGUCCAGCUAGUCGGGAAGUUUUAACCAAUUUAUUGUCGAGACCGGAAGCUAGUGCGGCUUUACGAGCAGCAGGCCAUGGUUUCAAGGAAGCUGUUAAAUAUUAUUUGCCAAAACUUUUAAUGCAACCUAUAUGGCAUUGCUUCCUGUAUUUUGAUUAUAUAAAGGUUUUAAACAAGCGCACACCCAAUACAGAGGAUGGCGAAACUCUGGAACAGGUCCAAGGCUUGUUAAGACCAUUACAAAUGGAAUUAAUGCAAUCUGUAGCGAGUCUUCCAAAAAAGGAUACUGGCUUGCGGAUGCAAAGUAGAGCAAGAAGACAGGCGGCACUAGAGAAGGCUAGUGAACUACAAAAGACUGUGGAUGGCUGGGAUCAAAGAGAUAUCGGGCAGUGUUGCAAUGAAUUUAUUAGAGAGGAUACAUUGAAGAAAGUGGCUAGUAAUGGACGAAGAUUAACAGAAAGGAAAGCUUUAUUGUUUGAUGGCUUGUUAGUAUUGUGCAAACCAAUUGGUAGCAAAAGAGUUAGUGUUACUGUCGCGGCGGGUAUUGUUGCAGUCGGAGUAGGUGGACACUCGACUCAUCAAGGUGAAUUCCGACUGAAAGAGAGACUUUUCAUUAGGAAAGUCGAUAUUAUCGAUAGAGAAGAUACCGAAGAAUUAAAAAAUGCUUUUGAAAUUGCACCAAGGGACCACCCUAAUGUUAUUCUUGUUGCCAAAUCUGUCGAGGACAAGAAUAAUUGGAUGGCAGAUUUAGUGAUGUUAAACACAAAAAGUAUGUUAGAAAGAACUUUAGAUAGUAUUCUCUUGGACGAAGAAAGAAAGCACCCUUUGAGAUUACCACCGUCUCAUUUGUAUAAAUUUGCUGAACAAGACAGUCCGGAAAAUAUUGUUUUGGAAGCCAGAGAAAAUGGCGGUGUUCCUUUAAUUAAGGGUGCAACUUUGGUAAAAUUAGUGGAAAGAUUAACUUAUCAUAUAUACGCUGAUCCAGCUUUCGUAAGAACAUUCCUUACUACUUAUAGGAGUUUCUGCUCCCCUCAAGAGUUAUUAACAUUGCUAAUAAAAAGAUUCGAUAUACCGGAUCCUUCAUUAGUUUAUGGUGAAGAAGAAAAACCUUCUGUAUGCAAGACAGCUAGAGAAGAUUGGAAAAGAUAUAGGAAAGAAUUUUGUCAGCCGGUGCAGUUUAGAGUUUUGAAUGUUUUAAGACAUUGGGUGGAUCAUCAUUUUUACGAUUUUGAACGUGACAGAAAUCUUUUGGAAAGAUUGCAAUUGUUUUUGGAUACGGUUAGUGGUAAAUCUAUGCGGAAAUGGGUUGAUUCAGUCAUAAAAAUUGUCCAAAGAAAAUGCGAACCAUCCGAACAACGAUCUAUCACGUUUAGUUUUGAACGAUCUCCUCCACCGAUAGAAUGGCAUCUUAAAGUUCCUGAGGAGGAAUAUGGGAUACUCACGUUACAUCCUAUCGAAUUAGCAAGACAAUUAACACUAUUGGAGUUUGAUCUAUAUAGAACAGUAAAACCCUCCGAAUUAGUCGGAUCUGUUUGGACAAAAAAGGACAAGGAAAAGACAUCACCGAAUUUGCUGAAAAUGAUUAAGCACACAACAAAUUUUACAAGGUGGCUAGAAAAAACAAUAGUAGAAGCUGAAAACUUUGACGAGAGAGUAGCCAUUGUAUCACGUGCAAUCGAAGUAAUGAUGGUGCUGCAAGACCUUAACAAUUUUAACGGCGUUUUGGCUGUUAUCAGCGCUAUGGGGUCGGCUUCGGUUUUUAGAUUAAAAUUUACGUUUCAACAAUUACAUGCACGAUUAGAAAAAGCGUUGGAAGAAGCGCGAGAGCUUAACAAUGAUCAUUUUCGGAAGUAUCAAGAAAAACUAAGAUCUAUUAAUCCACCAUGCGUACCAUUUUUUGGUAUGUACUUAACCAAUAUUCUGCAUAUUGAAGAGGGAAAUCCAGAUUAUUUACCGGGAAGUCCGGAGCUCAUUAAUUUUAGCAAACGCAGAAAAGUAGCAGAAAUAACUGGCGAAAUACAACAGUAUCAAAAUCAACCCUAUUGUCUUUCAGUGGAACCUAGAAUAAGACAAUUUCUUGAAAAUCUGUGCCCUUUUGAUCCUAAUAUGAAAGAUGCAGAUAUAAGCAAUUACUUGUAUAAUAAAAGUUUAGAAAUAGAGCCAAGAGGAUGUAGGCAACCUCCACGAUUUCCACGUAAAUGGCCAGAUUUGAACUUGAAAUCGCCAGGAAUCAAAGCUAGGAGCGGAAGAUUACCAGCUCCAUUACACGUGGUAACGUCCAGUGUAAGAUUACACGAUCCUCCAACGGACGCGUAUUCCCAUGAAUUACCGGAAACACCACCACAUGUAUCACAAAUCACAGUUCCACAUAUAGUGGAUCACAGCGUUUUUGCUCCUGUCUUAUUUGCUGUGCCACUUCCGGCGUCACCUAGUCCACCUAGCAUGUCGACGCUUUCGCUUGCUUCGUCAAACAGCAGCCCUCAAUCCCCUGGACAUUUCUUUACUACACAUCAUCAAAGUAAUCACUUCAUCUUUAAUACCAGCACUAUAAACAUGAUAAGUGAUUCAACGUGUCUACCAUUGCCAGGUGGAAGCCCCAGUGCAAUACCAACACCAUCAUCUCCUAAUAAUAUGUCUUCUAGCCAACUUCCACCACCUAUACCACCAAGAUCUAAACGACGAGAAAAUUCAUGUAGUGAAUCACCACAACAAGCAAAACAAGCUCCAAACGCACCAAUUCUUCCUCCGAGAGACGAUCUCUCGCCACCGCCGUUGCCACCACGACUUCCAGCAAAGCUGAAUCCAAGUAGUUCGGCAUUACUGACACGCCGAAAUUCUACUUUAGAAAAUACAUGUUGUACUAUCGUUCAUCCACGGAGACAUAUGUCUUUCAAUAGCCCUAGCCCUACAAAACUUCCACCGACGCAGCCUAACGGAUCAGUGACACCGAGGUUACCACCAAAACCUUUACCGGGACGUCCACCUACUACCAUGUUUAAUUUUAAUGCUCCUCCUGGACCUAGCUAAGUGAUGCCUUUCCUACAGUUCUAUCUUUUUAUCUUGUCGAAAAACAAUGUUUUCAGUUGCAGCUUAGUCUAUUCAGUAAAUAAGAUUAAAAUCUUUCUUGCCAUAAGAAUUAUAAGAUGAGCAUGGUCUAAUACAGAUGGAUUCCAAAGUAUUUAUCUAUCGUAAUACUUUGAUAAACCAUCAAGUAACAAGAAUAUUAAUGAAAACUUGAUGCAUUCUGACAAUUAAUUAAUAAACAAUUAUAAAUAUGAUAACCUGAUAAAUCUUCAGGUCUAGUGUCUGGAAUAGCCAAUGCUUUGUGUUCACCACAUUUUAUAUUUAUCUUACUGAAUAGACUGUGCUUAAUAUUAGUUACCUGAAUGACUUCCUUUCUUUUUUCUGAAUCCCCAUUUCUCCU
Molecule: messenger RNA, 3838 nt
Organism: Pogonomyrmex barbatus (red harvester ant)
Lineage: Eukaryota; Metazoa; Arthropoda; Insecta; Hymenoptera; Formicidae
Gene: Sos
Product: Son of sevenless
Biological process (GO): Ras protein signal transduction
Cellular component (GO): plasma membrane; nucleosome
Molecular function (GO): DNA binding; protein heterodimerization activity; guanyl-nucleotide exchange factor activity
Source: RefSeq, a predicted model, not a curated record